AUGCCUCUGUUUGAGCUUUUCAGGCUCACCAAAGCUAAGCUUGAGUCUGCUCAAGACAAGAACCCUUCUCCACCUGUGGAUGAAGUUGUGGAGCUGGUUUGGGAAAACGGUCAGAUAUCAACUCAAAGCCAGUCAAGCAGAUCAAGAAACAUUCCUCCACCACAACAAGCUGUUCAUCAAGCAAGCUCUUCGAGAGCUAGAGAGAUUGGAAACGGCUCAAAGACGACGACCAUGGACGAGAUCCCAAUGUCAGUGCCAUCUCUAAUGACGGGUUUGAGUCAAGACGAUGACUUGGUUCCAUGGUUAAACCAUCACCAAUCCCUAGACGGAUAUUGCUCUGAUUUCUUACGUGAUGUCUCUCCCGUUACUGUCAACGAGCAAGAGAGCGAUUUGGCGGUUAACCAAACCGUUUUCCCUCUGUUUCAGAGAAGAAGCAACGGCAAUAACGAAUCAGCUCCUUCUGCUUCUUCAUCGCAGUACAACGGUUUUCAAUCACAUUCUCUGUAUGGAAGUGAGAGAGCUAGAGAUCCUCCUAGCCACCAACAAGCCAAACCGGACCGGUUUACUCAGACGCAGGAACGAUUGAUCCCUAGUAACAACAAGCCUGGUUUGAUCAACUUUUCGCAUUUCUUACGUCCUGCAACAACUCUGGCUAAGACUAAUAAAGAGAAGAGUCCUCAAAGCCCGCCGAAUGUGUUUCAGACGAGAGUUCUUGGAGCGAAAGACUCUGAAGAUAAGGCUCUUAACGAGUCUGUUGCUUCUGCUACGCCUAAGGAUAACCAAAAAGCUUGCCUAAUCUCAGAGGACUCGGCAAGAAAAGAGCAAGAGAGUGAAAAGGCCGUCGUGUGUUCUUCUGUUGGCUCCGGGAAUAGUCUCGAUGGUCCAUCCCAAAGUCCUUCUCUUUCUUUAAAAAGAAACCAUUCAAAUAUUCAGGACACUGACUGUCACAGUGAAGAUGCUGAAGAAGAAUCAGAAGAUGUAAGAAAAGAGGCAGCUCCAUCUCGAACGGGGAUGGGUUCAAAGAGAAGCCGCUCUGCUGAAGUACAUAAUCUGUCUGAAAGGAGACGGCGUGAUAGGAUUAACGAGAAGAUGCGUGCGCUUCAAGAACUCAUACCAAACUGCAACAAGGUGGACAAAGCUUCGAUGUUAGAUGAAGCAAUCGAGUAUCUAAAGUCACUCCAACUUCAAGUACAGAUCAUGUCAAUGGCGUCUGGUUACUACAUGCCACCGGUUAUGUUCCCACCGGGUAUGGGGCAUUACCCGGCUGCAGCAGCAGCAAUGGCAAUGGGUAUGGGAAUGCCUUACGCAAUGGGCUUGCCUGAUUUGAGCCGUGGUGGUCCCUCGGUUAACCAUGGACCACAGUUCCAUGUCUCGGGGAUGCAACAACAACCAGUGGCCAUGGCGAUUCCACGCGUCUCUGGUGGUGGUUUCUUUGCGGGAUCUUCGACGAUGGAGAUGAGUAAGAGCGACGAUGGUUCGACUAGAGAUUUAUCGGGUUCUAAAGACCAGACGACGACGAGAAACAACAGUAGCUUGAAACCGAGUAAGAGAAAACAGACGUCUUCUGAUCAGUUUUGUGGAUCCUCUUGA
This is a messenger RNA of Microthlaspi erraticum, 1590 nucleotides long. NCBI's taxonomy places the organism in Eukaryota, Viridiplantae, Streptophyta, Magnoliopsida, Brassicales, Brassicaceae. The record is from the annotation of a GenBank genome assembly.